Messenger RNA from Paramecium sonneborni, 1703 nucleotides. The record is from the annotation of a GenBank genome assembly. NCBI's taxonomy places the organism in Eukaryota, Ciliophora, Oligohymenophorea, Peniculida, Parameciidae.
AUGUUAAAAUUAUUCAACAAAGAAAAAAAAAAAGUACCUUAAAUUCAAAAUGUACUUACUAUAGAAGAAUUUUUCAAAAGGGAUGAAUAUGAAAUAAAUGAUGAGUUUUGGAAAAUGAAUGCCACAUAACUUGAAGACACAUGUAAAAAAUAAGAAAAAUAUAUCAAAAAAUUGAAAAUUUUAUAUGCAGCAGUAUUAUUCAUUUUUUAUUCAUUCAAUAGCAUUUAGAAUAUCUUGAAUAAUUGUUGAUUAAACAUGAAGAAGAAAAAAAGAAACUUAGAACUGAAGUUGAAGAAUGGCAAAUUAAAAACUGUAAAAAAUUUUAAUUUUAUCAUAAGAAAGCAAUUACGAUCUAAAAUAACAAAUAGAAGUGUAAUAUAAGUAAAUUUAUGAAUAGUUUUCUUCUUAAAACUAAUAAUAAAAAUAACUUUAAAUUAUAGAGGAACAUAAAUAAGAACCAUAAAAUACAGAUUUAUUAGAACUUAUUGAACCAAAAGAAGAAGAAAUAGAAAGAUUAAGAAAAUAAUGCAUAAAAGUUUGUGAAGAAAUGAGAAGAUUAUAAGAAGAUAAUGAUGAUAUUAGUACAGCCUUAGAUACAGAGAAAUAACAUAAAGAAUAUUUAAGAUAACAAUUCGAAUAAUAAAAAGUUUAAUUUUAAUAAGAGAUAUCUGAUUUAUAAAAUCAAAUUAAGAAUUAUUAAAAUGAAGGAUAAAUCAAUUCUUAAUAAUUAGAAGAUAAAAUAAGAUAUUAAAAGGAUUUAGAAUAAAAUAUGUCUGAAUUUACAACUAAAAUACAUGAAUUUGAAAGUAAAUUACUAUAAGAAAAAAUUAAAGUUGAUUAAAAAAAUAAAGAUUGUAUUAGAUUAGAAGAUUAAAUAAGUGAAUUAAAAAAUUAGAUUGAAUAAAUGUCAAAUUAAAUAAAUAUAUAAAAAAGCAAAUUAUAAUUACUAGAAUCAAAAAGGUAAAAAGAUAAAUUAACUAUCAAUGAAUUAAAAAAUAAUAUUGCAAAUUAAUAGAAUAAUAAUGAACUAAUUUUGUUUCAAUACAAAAAUGAAAUCUAAAAUUUAAAUUUAUAAUUUAAUGAAUUAUAACUAAAAAGUAAUCUCUAUGAACAGCUCAAAUUUUAAUAUGAUUAAUUGCAAAAUUAAUUGAUGGAUAAAAAUGUAAAGAUUUAAUAAUUAUUUCAUUAAAUUCAAGAAAUGGAAUAAAAAAUAGAAUAAAAUAACAAGUAAAUUUUAAUUGUAUUUUAGAUAGUUUUAGAAUAGAGAAGAAAAAUAAGAAUAAAAAGAUAAUGAAAGAGAAAAGUUAAUUUAACAUCUUACAUUGAAAAGAGAGAAUGCAAGAGUGGAAAUUGAACAAUUAAAUGAUAAGAUAUUAUGUCUAAUGAAGUUAGUUGAUUCUAUAAAGCAUAAAGCUUCGUAAAAUAAUGACAUUUAACAAAUUAUUAAGAAUAACACAGAAAUUCUAAAUAAAUCAGAUAUGCUUUAGAAAAGUAAUCGUAGAAUAUAAUUAUUUCCAACUCUCCAUAAAUGUCUAUCAGAAUUAAGAAAAUUAGAAGAUAAAUGUUAUAAAUUAUACAUUUAAACAAUGAUAUCUGAUUUUUCUAAUAGAGAAUCAACUAUAUAGAUAGAAAGAUACUUGAAUGACAUAGGAAGAAGAUCUUAAGAAUUAUUAGAUUUGUUAGAUGAAAUGGGUUUGAAAUGA